This is a messenger RNA of Daucus carota subsp. sativus, 2117 nucleotides long. RefSeq names its product ubiquitin domain-containing protein DSK2a. Gene Ontology annotation, biological process: ubiquitin-dependent protein catabolic process. Gene Ontology annotation, cellular component: cytosol. The record is from RefSeq and is a predicted model, not a curated record. The transcript has 8 exons. Bases 160 to 1830 code for a protein of 556 amino acids. NCBI's taxonomy places the organism in Eukaryota, Viridiplantae, Streptophyta, Magnoliopsida, Apiales, Apiaceae. Gene Ontology annotation, molecular function: polyubiquitin modification-dependent protein binding.
AAACAGGUCUAAUUUUCUAUACACAGCACAUCCGUUACAUAAAAUCAAAUCCUAUAAAACUUGGAAAAUACUCCAUCUCUUGCUUGGAUCAUCAUCUCCUCUCUCUGUUAUAAUUUUCUCAGGCUUUUCAAUUUAAUUCACUUGGAUCUAUUUAUCUCAAUGGGCGUAGAAGGCGAGUCAACUCAGUCGGUCACCGAUUCCGGCAGCGAAGAAUCGGUUCAAAUCAACGUCCGGUGCUCCAACGGUGCCAAGUUUUCCGUUCAGGCGAGUCUCCGAUCCACUGUUCUCGAUUUCAAGCAAGUUGUUUCGCAGAAUUGCGAUGUUCCCGCUGUUCAGCAGAGGUUGAUUUAUAAGGGACGGAUCUUGAAGGAUGAUCAAACCCUAGAUAGUUAUGGUCUUCAGGCAGAUCACACUGUGCACAUGGUUCGUGGGUCUCCCCCUCUUUCAACAACACCAGGCACUGGUGCUGCGAGUGUUGGUAAUCUCAAUGCCACUCAAGAUUCCACCCAGCGUGUUAAUCCUAAUGAUGGAGGUGGUUUGGGAGGUGCUGGUCUUGGGGCAUCACUAUUUCCUGGGCUUGGCGGUCUUGGAUUAGGUGCAGGUGGUAAUACUGGUGCCUCUGGUUUAUUUGGAGCUGGACUUCCAGAGUUUGAACAAGUUCAGCAACAAUUGACUCAAAAUCCCAACAUGAUGAGGGAAAUAAUAAACACACCGGCCAUUCAAAAUCUAAUGAAUAACCCAGAUCUCAUGCGGAGCAUGAUUAUGAGCAAUCCCCAGAUGCGUGAAAUCAUUGAUCGAAACCCUGAGCUAGGUCAUAUUCUUAAUGAUCCUGGCAUUCUUAGGCAGACCCUAGAGGCUGCUAGGAACCCUGAGCUCAUGCGCGAGAUGAUGCGCAACACUGAUAGGGCAAUGAGUAAUAUUGAAUCAUCACCCGAGGGCUUUAACAUGCUCAGGCGCAUGUAUGAAAAUGUUCAGGAGCCUUUCCUGAAUGCUACGACAAUGGGAGGGGGUGCAGGAAACGAUCCGGGAUCAAAUCCAUUUGCAGCUCUUCUAGGAAAUCAAGGUGGUGGUAACCAAGGAACAAACGCCUCUAACGAGUCUACCAAUACUGGUUCUGAAACAGCUGCUGGGACUACUAUUCCUAAUAGCAACCCUCUUCCUAACCCUUGGGGUGGUACUGCUGGUUCCCAAACAAACACAGCUGCAAGGUCAAAUCCCACAGGAGGGGCAGCAGGGAUUGGUGGCUUAGGUGGGCUGGGUCUCCCAGGGUUGGAUCGCACAAUGGGGAUUCCAGAUCCAUCAGCAAUGAACCAGCUUCUGCAAAAUCCUGGUGUUUCGCAGAUGAUGCAGAGCAUGCUUUCAAACCCGCAAUACAUGAAUCAGUUUCUUGGAACUAAUCCUCAGCUCCAAAGUAUGUUCGAUAUGAACCCUCAAUUAAGAGAAAUGAUGCAAAAUCCAGAAAUUAUUCGUCAGCUUACCUCGCCUGAAAUGAUGCAGCGGAUGUCAACAUUUCAUCAGGCACUUCUCUCUCAGCAGAACAGACAGCAAUCAACUCAGGAACCAGCUCAAACUGGUGGGAUUGCAGGUGCAGGAGCACAAAACAACAUGGGGCUAGAUAUGUUGAUGAAUAUGUUUAGUGGACUUGGAGCUAGUGGCUUGGCUGUCCCAAAUACUCCUGAUUUGCCUCCGGAAGAGCUCUAUGCUACUCAGCUAUCCCAACUUCAAGAAAUGGGUUUCUUUGAUACCCAAGAGAAUAUAAGGGCACUGCGUGCUACAUCAGGAAACGUGCAUGCAGCGGUGGAGAGAUUGUUAGGUAACCUCGGACAGUAGCAUCAAGUCAACCUUUGUUACUUAUUAGUAACUUGUGGGUGUGUAAACCAGUUGAACAAGUGUCUUGUAAAGACAAUAGACAUGUCGGCACUUGUAAUUCCAUUUUGGGGGUCUGAAUAAAUAUUAAGAAUUUUCUUUGUAUAACUAGUCUGUCAAGACACCUCCCUUCUCGUAUUCCUGUCAAUGUAAAUGCUUUGUUUAAUUUUUCCUGGCUGCCCAUUUGAGAUUAGUAAAACGCAUGUUAAACUAUAUUAUUAUCUAAGUUUAUAAGUUAGUUUUUUCCUUCA